CUCUACUUUAUUCACAACCGAUGAAAAAAUCUUCCUGAGCCAGGACUUUCUGCAAUGUAAGUCUGUUUUAUGAAAUGUCUUCUAAGGGAGUUAACUGCAAGCUUUUUUUUCUCUAAAAGGGUAAUGGAUGAAGAUUAGUUUUUCUGAAGAAUAUAACUUUUUUUUUUUUUUGUAUAGUGGAAAUUUGGAAUAAACCAAAUCCCCCCCCUUUUUCAUUCACUCGUUUUUUUUCUUUUUGCAGUAUAAGGAAACAUUUCUUAAUUUUUUUCCUACAAAUUGUACCCCUGACAACAGAAGGAGCUUUCUUUCAACAAUAUCGUCUCGUGAACAAAAUGAAAAGACUAAUUUUACGGAUGCCGUGUUCUCAAGUGGAUAAUAAAAAAAGACUGCUGGCAUAACCGACACCACAGCUCAUCCUGAUGGGUUGUCUGAACUUCACCGGUGGAAAUGAGACUCUGCCUGGCUGGCACCCUUAUACUGUGCAGACCUCGGUGCCUGUAACAAUCCUGGUGGGCGUCCUCUUCCUGUUAAUUGUUUUUGGCAAUGUCAUGGUGGUGAUUGCUGUGAUGACAGGCAGAGCCCUCAAAGCCCCUCAGAACUUGUUUUUGGUGUCUCUUGCAUGUGCCGACAUCCUAGUGGCCACAUUAGUGAUGCCAUUCUCUUUGGCAAAUGAACUUAUGGGUUACUGGUACUUUGGUAAAGUGUGGUGUGAAAUUUACCUGGCUCUGGAUGUUCUUUUCUGCACCUCAUCCAUCGUCCACCUGUGUGCCAUUAGCCUGGACAGAUACUGGUCUGUCACUCAAGCUGUUGAGUAUAACCUGAGAAGGACACCAGGAAGGAUUAAAUGCAAGAUCUUCAUAGUUUGGGUACUUGCGGCCAUCAUUUCCUUCCCUCCGCUUAUUACAAUGAAAAAGGACGAGGGUAGAAAAGACAGCCCUGAAUGUAAAAUUAAUGAGGAAAAGUGGUACAUCAUAUUCUCCAGCAUCGCCUCUUUCUUUGCACCCUGCGUCAUCAUGAUUAUGGUGUAUGUCAAAAUAUACCAGAUUGCCAAAAGAAGAACAAGAGCCCCACCAGGUGAAAGACAAAGAGGAUAUGGUCACUCAGGGAACACUGAGAGGAAAGAUGAAGGCGAGGAGGAGGAGGAGGUCAAUGAGCAAGAUGUGGAAGAAGAGCCCUCAUCAUCUGAUGGCAAUGAAACCAUGCUAUGUUCCAUGAAGAGGAAGAGGGGCAUCAGGACAACUAAAGUGGCUCAGGUGAAGCCUGGAAAAACCUCUCCGAAGCCAGAGGCACUGCAGUGUGUGAGAGCGAGCAAGUUGAAAGGAAGGCAGUACAGAGAGAGGCGCUUCACAUUUGUUCUGGCUGUGGUCAUGGGGGCGUUUGUUCUCUGCUGGUUCCCAUUUUUCUUCACAUACACACUUAUUGCUGUGUGUGACACCUGCUGUGUGCCAGAGACGCUGUUCAAAAUGUUUUUCUGGUUCGGUUACUGCAAUAGCUCCCUGAAUCCUGUUAUUUAUACUAUAUUCAAUAAUGACUUCAGGAGGUCUUUUAAAAAGAUUCUUUGUAAAAGGGAAAGGAGAGUUUUAUGAUUAAAUCUAUGAGUGUGAAUUUCAUUAACAACAUUUUUAGCCGUGUUGAGCAAGGCUGUCAUCAGUAAAUAUAACAUUGAGUAGAUAUUUAAAUAUCAUUGAAUAUUUGAAAAAUGUGACCAGUACUAUACCCGACACCUGUGUUUAAAUAUUUGAUGUACUUCUACGUCA
This is a messenger RNA of Labrus bergylta (ballan wrasse), 1757 nucleotides long. RefSeq names its product alpha-2A adrenergic receptor-like. The record is from RefSeq and is a predicted model, not a curated record. Gene Ontology annotation, molecular function: alpha2-adrenergic receptor activity; epinephrine binding. Gene Ontology annotation, cellular component: plasma membrane. Gene Ontology annotation, biological process: adenylate cyclase-activating adrenergic receptor signaling pathway. Lineage: Eukaryota; Metazoa; Chordata; Actinopteri; Labriformes; Labridae.